Messenger RNA from Notothenia coriiceps (black rockcod), 459 nucleotides. RefSeq names its product vasohibin-2-like. The transcript has 2 exons. Gene Ontology annotation, cellular component: cytoplasm. Gene Ontology annotation, biological process: regulation of angiogenesis. The annotation marks the transcript as partial. The record is from RefSeq and is a predicted model, not a curated record. Lineage: Eukaryota; Metazoa; Chordata; Actinopteri; Perciformes; Nototheniidae.
UCUAACCCAUUGAAACUACAACACCAAGAAAAGAUUACACCUUCCAGAUCUUUCCUUGACUCCCUGGUGUCGAUCAGCUACCUGACCAACGGGCUGACGUCUCUCGAGCGUUUCCCCAUCAGCUUUAAAACCCAGUUCUCCGGACACUGCUUCCACCACGUGGUUCUGGGCGUUUACUGCAACGGGCGCUACGGGUCGCUGGGCAUGAGCCGGCGCCCCGACCUGAUGGACAAACCGCUGACUCACCGCACGCUGGGAGAACUGGUGGCCGACUUCGAGAGCUCCUACAAGAGAUACCAGCACACUCUGAAGAAGGUGAAGAUCGGCCUGUAUGUGCCUCACGACCCUCACGUCUUCCAGCCAAUCGAAUGGAAGCAUUUGGUGUUGAACGCCGCCCGACUGGGACCUCAGGAGAUGAGGAAGGAGCUGGAGAAACACGGCCGGGACAUGAGGAUGAAG